Nerophis ophidion (straightnose pipefish) is the source of this 3677-nucleotide messenger RNA. RefSeq names its product ubiquitin-like modifier-activating enzyme 6. Lineage: Eukaryota; Metazoa; Chordata; Actinopteri; Syngnathiformes; Syngnathidae. The transcript is spliced from 5 exons. Gene Ontology annotation, molecular function: ubiquitin-like modifier activating enzyme activity. Bases 24 to 668 code for a protein of 214 amino acids. Gene Ontology annotation, biological process: protein modification by small protein conjugation. Gene Ontology annotation, cellular component: cytoplasm. The record is from RefSeq and is a predicted model, not a curated record.
GUGUCCUGCUGCCACGUCUAGAGAUGUUACGGAUGACGGCGCUGGAGUUCGAGAAGGACAACGACAGCAACGGCCACGUGGACUUCGUCACGUCGGCGUCCGCCCUCAGGGCCAACAUGUACUCCAUUGAGCCCGCUGACCGCUUCAAGACCAAACGCAUCGCUGGCAAGAUCAUCCCCGCCAUCGCCACGGCAACGGCCGGCGUGGCAGGACUGGUGGCGCUGGAGCUGAUCAAGAUCGCUGGAGGCUACGGCUUUGAAUCUUUGAAGAACUGCUUUUUCAACUUGGCCCUUCCUGUGGUGGUGUUUACUGAGCCUGCUCCCGUCAAGCGGACUCUCAUUAGAGACGACAUUUACUUCUCCAUCUGGGACUGCUGGACCAUCACCGGCCACCAAGACUUCACCCUGUCAGAGUUCAUCAAUGCAGUCAGGGAGAAGUACGGAAUUGAACCCACGAUGGUGGUCCAUGGUGUGAAGAUGAUCUUCGUGCCGGUUAUACCAGGACACACCAAGAGACUUAAACUGACGAUGCAAAAACUUAUCAAGCCGACAGCGGGUCGCCAAUACGUGGACCUCACCGUGUCCUUUGCUCCCGAGAACGACACGGACGAAGAUCUCCCUGGUCCUCCUGUCAGGUACUACUUCUCCCCCCACGGACACACCACCUGACAUCUCCUCCUCAUCAACACCAAUGUAACAUACAUGUACUGGACUGGUGGAAACACUCUGAAGUGGUCCCAGCGCACGCACGCACGCACGCACACACACACACACACACACACACACACACACACACACAGUUUGCUUUGCGGGGCCAGAGCAACAUGGACUUCCUGGGUAGCAUAAAGUGCACGUGUGUGCGCACGUGUUCUGUGCUGAUGAUGAAUUGUACAUGUGCGCCGGUGCUGAUGCCUUAAUCGCGAUCAUUAAAAGCCUUUUCCUUGGUGGCUCUGAGCCUCUCAGAAGUAUGACUUGGACUCCCAGUGACAUGCCGCCGUUGUUUGAUUCAAAACACAAGGCACUUAUCAACCAUGUUUUCAUUUGAGCAUCAGCACUAAACUUUUCUCCUUUUCCUUCGUGCCAAAUGUCUGUGUAUUGUGUACAUGAUGAGCGGUCCUGUGGAAUACUUUCCGUAUCUUGGAGAAAAAAAACAAAAUUUCUACAGAAUCAUGAUCGCAGCAAAAUGAUUUGCAAAUGCGCGUCUCAAUCUGUGUGUGUAAUCCAUUUCAUGUGUUGUUGAACUAAAGUGUGUCGGUAUUAGGAUUUGUCUGAGGAAGAAAAAUUAUCUUGUCCGUCCGUAUUUCUUCGAUUGUUGUUUUGCAGUGAGAGAAUUGUGUGCACGUGUAAAGCAAUCUGUGUCUUAAGUUGUGUGUACGUAAACAAAUGUGUGUGUCUGUAAUCAGAUUUGGGUGAAGCAGGGACCCUGAUUAACGCGACAAAUUGCUCUCUUUCUGCCGUUUAGGUUGUGUAUGUGUAUUCAGGUGUGUGUACGUGUAUUCAGUUUGUGUGAAACAGAAACCCUAAUUGUGUAACACGUGAUUUUUGCUAAGUUUCUGCUUUGAAAGAAUUGUUUGUAUCUAGAUGUGUGUAUGUGUACAGCAAUUUUUGUCUUAAGUUGUGUGCGUGUAUGAAAAUGUGUCCGUAAUCAGAUUUGGGUGAAGCAGGAACCCCGAUUAACUGUUAACACAUGGCAUGUUGCUACCUUUCUGCCGUUAAAGUUGUGUAGGUGUAUUCGUAUUUAUGUGAAACAGAAACCCUGAUUGUCUGUUAACACCAGAUUUUUGCUAAGUUUCUGCCUUGAAAGAAUUGUUUGUAUUUAGGUGUUUGUAUGUGUAAAGCAAUUUGUGUAUCAAGUUGUGUGUGCGUAUGAAAAUGUGUGUCUGUAAUCAGAUUUGGGUGAAGCAGGAACCUGAUUAACUGUUUACACAUGAUAUGUUGCUACCUUUCUGCCGUUAAGUUAUGUACGUGUAGUCAGAUUUAUGUGAAACAGAAACCCUGAUUGUCUGUUAACACCUGAUUUUUGAUAACUGUCUCUUCCUUGAAAGAAUUGUUUGUGUUUAGAUGUGUGAAUGUGUAAAGCAAUUUGUGUCUCAAGUUGUGUGCCCGUAUGAAAAUGUGUGUCUGUAAUCAGAUUUGGGUGAAGCAGGAACCUGAUUAACUGUUUACACAUGACAUGUUGCUACCUUUCUGCCGUUAAGUUGUGUACGUGUAGUCUGAUUUAUGUGAAACAGAAACCCUGAUUGUCUGUUAACACCUGAUUUUUGCUGAGUUUCUGCCUUUAAAGAAUUGUUUGUAUUUAGGUGUUUGUAUGUGUAUAGCAAUUUAUGUCUGUAAUCAGAUUUGGGUGAAGCAGGAAUGGUGAUUAACAGCAGAAAGGUAGCAACAUGUCAUGUGUAAACAGUUAGAGUUGUGUACUUGUAUUCCGAUUUAUGUGAAACAGAAACCCUAAUUGCCUUACACAUGAUUUUUGCUAAGUUUCUGCCUUGAAAGAAUUGUUUAGAUGUGUGUAUGUGUAAAACAAUUUGUGGCUUAAGUUGUGUGCGCGUAGGAAAAUGUGUGUCUGUAAUCACAUUUGGGUGAAGCAGGAACCCUGAUUAACUGUUUACACGUGACAUGUUGCUAUCUUUCUGCCGUUGUGUAUGUGUAGUCAGAUUUAUGUGAAACAGAAACCCUGAUUGUCUGUUAACGCAUUGUUUGUAUUUAGGUGUUUGUAUAUGUAAAGCAAUUUAUGUCUGUAAUCAGAUUUGGGUGAAGCAGGAAUGCUGAUUAACAGCAGAAAGGUAGCAACAUGUCAUGUGUAAACAGUUAGUUCUGUAUGUGUAUUCAGAUUUAUGUGAAACAGAAACCCUAAUUUUUGCAAAGUUUCUGCCUUGAAAGAAUUGUUUGUGUUUAGAUGUGUAUGUGUAAAGCAAUUUGUGUCUGCGCAUGAAAAUGUGUUUCUGUAAUCAGAUUUGGGUGAAGCAAGAACCCAGAUUAACUGUUUACACAUGGCAUGUUGCUACCUUUCUGCCGCUAAGUUGUGUACAUGUAUUCAGAUGUGUGUAUGUGUAAAGCAAUGUUUCUAAGAGUUGUGUGUGAAGCAGGAUCCCUGAUUGACUGUCUUUCUAGCUGUGACUUUUUGCUACGUUUCUGCCAUUAGAGUUGUGUAAAAGAAUCUGUGUGGGUAAAAAAUAAGUCUGUAAUCAGAUUAGUGUGAAGGCAGGAACUCUGAUUGGCUGUCUGUUUGCACGAGCCUUUUGUGACCCAGCUGCCGUGUAAGAGUUGUGUGUCCACGCAGCAACCCCAACUUGGGUCUGUACCGUCACCUCGCCUCUCUUGGUACUCGCCACUAGUCGGCGCUGUUGGUGACGGAGUUUAGAACAUGUCUAAUGGACGUCCAUGUCAGUAAUGUGAUGACAACACUACACACAUCUGCAUACACAACUCUAAUGGCAGAAACGGUAGCGAAAAAACAACAAUCGAGGGAAUACGGACAGAGAUGUUUUUUUGCCCAGAGACAAAUCCCAAUAGGGACAACCUAGAACACACACAUUGAAAUACAGACACACAAAUACAUUUGUGUUGCACAAACAGACUUUCACUUUGUUUUAUUUGCUGCAAAAUGUCUCUUGUAGGAGAAAACAUCGACUAAAUGUCACAUGACUGCUGUCAAACAACAUGAAUAAAUAUUAUCUUUCA